AUGACCCUCGCGGCUUCCUCCCAGCGCUCCCAAAUCAUUCGCUCCAAGUUCAGAUCUGUCCUCCAGCUUCGGAUCCACAGGCGGUAUCAGGACCCAAUCUUGGAUCCAGAUCCAUGGGUCUCAGCCACGGGCCCUGCUCUGGCCCCAGCCUCGCCCUCGGGUCCCACUCCUUUCCUCUUCAGUCCUGGGGACCUGCUCCCUGAAUCAGAAUAUGGCCCUUGGAGGUCCCUGAAGGAGUCUCCUAAGAUCUCCCAACAUUGGAGAGAGCCCAAGCCAAAGGGGAACUUGACAUACCACCAGUACAUGCCCCCGGGGCCGAGACAAGGGUCCAGGGUCGACCCCCAGGCCAAAAUGCUGGCUCUGGGUCCCCCUGGACCACCUCUGUGGGAAGGGACAAACUCCCAGCGGCCACCUCCUAGGAUGAAGCCCAUCCCCCUCACUCCCUCCCCGCCUGGAGUCCCCAGCGCCUCGCCCUCUCCACACAAGUUGGAACUUCAGACCCUUAAACUGGAGGAGCUGACGGUCUCAGAGCUCCGGCAGCAGCUGCGCCUGCGGGGCCUCCCGGUGUCGGGGACUAAGUCGAUGCUCCUGGAGCGCAUGCGCGGCGGCGCCCUGCCCCGCGAGCGGCCGAAGCCGCGACGCGAGGACAGUCCCGCGAGCGCUCCCUGGCCGCGCCUCAGGCCCAAGGCUCUGGGAGCAGUCCGGCGGCCGGGCUCGCUCAAGUCAGGCCGGAGCUGUCACCCUCCGCCUCUUCCACGUGCCGCGGAAACCCAGCCGACUGCGCCGGCUCCCGCGCGGGCUCCGGCGCUGACCCCUGCCUCGGCACCAUCCACGGCGGCCCCGAGUCUGGAGGAGGAGCUGCAGGAAGCCAUCCGCAGGGCGCAGUUGCUUCCGAACCGGGGCAUUGAUGACAUCCUGGAGGAUCAGAUGGAGCCCGAUGACCAGCUGCCCCCCAUCCCCCUGGACUUCCCCGGCUCCUUCGACGUGCUGUCCCCCUCCCCAGACUCUGAAGGCCUCUCAUCUGUCUUCUCCUCCUCGCUCCCGUCCCCCACAAACUCCCCGUCGCCCUCUCCCAGGGGCCCCACGGAUUCCUUGGACUGGCUGGAGGCUCUGAGUGGGGGUCCUCUGCUAGGCUGUGGUCCCCCAGCCCCCAGCGUCUUCUCUGCUGACUUAUCUGACCCCAGUGGCACCCGGCUGUGGGACCUGCUGGACGAUCCGUGGUGAUGGAUUCUGGGGCUUCCAGAGAGGGGGCACUGGUGGGGAUGGGAAAGUCACAGAGGCACGCUCCCAAGGGAGGCGGGGGACAACGUGCAGAGCCCCUCCCACCAUGGACACAGAAUCAGAGAACACUCUCAUCCCCACGUGGCCCCUGAACGGCUGCUGACAUGCCGUCCGCCAGACUCUUGUCUGCCUGACCUCCGUAUGAUCUCCUCCAUGGCUGUGUGGUCCGUGUCAUUUGCUGCUGGCCAGGGCCAACAAACUGCUUGCUCCUUCCUUCAGAGACCUCAUGAUGUCUUUGUUCCCACCUUCUUCCCCCCCACCCUCUGUGCCACCUGCUAGAUGGUUCCCUGGGGCUGGGGAGUCUGGAAGGUGGUCUGUGCUUACGGGAUGUAAGGAGAGGGGCAAGGAAGAGUCGGGAGGGAGAAUGGGGAGCCAGACCCUUGGCUUCCGGUUGGAAGUGAGAAUAUCAACGUGUCGUGUCUGAGGUCAGAUUCCCUUGGAAGAAGAGCCCGAGACAAGACUCAUGUGCCCCCUGAUUCAUGAGAUAAAUGCUCUGAGGAGAAACCAAAAGGGAGCAGAGGACACUGGACAGAGAAGGGGGAAGAUUCGCAAGAGUGUGACGUCAGGUGAAGUCCCAACCUCAACUGGGCCCCGUGGGGAGCUCUGGAGGAUAAAUUAAGCUGCAGUCUGUCCUACCCUGAGGCCAAGGGAGUUAGGCUUUUGAAGCUGAGGGAGAUCUGUCCCCCCCCCUUUUUUUAUUGCUGAAUAACAAGCCAUCCCCAAAGUUAGAGUCUCAAAAUAAUAACUAUGAUCACUUACAAUUCCACUGAGUGGCUCAGCAAGGCAAUUCUUUGGGGUUGCAGUCAUUUUUUUUUUUUUUUAAGAGAGAGUGGGAGCGGGGGAGAGUGGCAGAGGAGGAGAGAGAGAGAAUUUUUUUUAACGUUUAUUUAUUUUUGAGAGAGAGAGAGAGAGAGAGAAUGCAUGUGCGAGUCAGGGAGGGGCAGAGAGAGAGGGGGACAGAGGAUCCGAAGUGGUCUCUCUGCACGGACAGCAGAGAGCCCGAUGGGGCCUUGAACUCAUGAACCCUGAGAUCAUGACCCGAGCCGAAGUCAGAAGCUCAACCGACGGAGCCACCCAGGCGCCCCUAUUUAUUUUUAAUUAAAAAAAAUGUUUUUUAAUUUAUUUUUGAGAGAGAAAGAGAGACAGAGUGGGAGCAGGGGAGGGGCAGAGGGAGAGGGCGACACAGAACUCAAAGCAGGCUCCAGGCUCCGAGCUGUCAGCACAGAAAACCCACAAACCAUGAGAUCAUGACCUGAGCCGAAAUCGGAGGCCCAACCGGCUGAGCCACCCAGGCGCCCCUUACAUUUCUCUUUUCUAAUGGUUGUCUUCAAGCAACGUCUUUUCAAGCGUAGGUUUUCGUAUUAUUCAGGUGUGGCGGAGCCGGGCAGAUCAGGACGAUCUGAUCCUUUGUUAUCCUCCUUGAAAAGAUUGUGUGUUUUUCUCACGGAUCCCAAGAGAAGGGGGCGUGCCAAGCCACACCAGGCCACGUGGGCAAGGGCCAGGGUCAGUCCGGAGGCUGAGAGGGGGAGGGGGAGGGAAACCCUGGGCAAGAGUCUUUACUGUGGUUUCCCAGGGAAGGAACCGGAGAGGCAGGGUAAGCAGCCUCAGGGUUGUCUAGUUUGGAUAAAUUUCAGCUGGCUCCGGGGUGUGGCCCCCCACCCCCUUCCCUGGUUGUCUGGAACCUGAUCCUGGGGUGUUUAGGCUGGGGAAUAGUGGCCUGGAGUACAGGCGCUCACAAAGGAAGCGGUUGUGAGUCUGG
Panthera uncia (snow leopard) is the source of this 3040-nucleotide messenger RNA. RefSeq names its product MEF2 activating motif and SAP domain containing transcriptional regulator (gene MAMSTR). The record is from RefSeq and is a predicted model, not a curated record. The transcript has 9 exons. Bases 1 to 1224 code for a protein of 407 amino acids. Gene Ontology annotation, cellular component: nucleus. Gene Ontology annotation, molecular function: transcription coregulator activity. NCBI's taxonomy places the organism in Eukaryota, Metazoa, Chordata, Mammalia, Carnivora, Felidae. Gene Ontology annotation, biological process: regulation of transcription by RNA polymerase II.